This is a messenger RNA of Mauremys reevesii (Reeves's turtle), 963 nucleotides long. RefSeq lists its product as uncharacterized. NCBI's taxonomy places the organism in Eukaryota, Metazoa, Chordata, Testudines, Geoemydidae. The transcript is spliced from 7 exons. Gene Ontology annotation, cellular component: cytoplasm. Bases 7 to 963 code for a protein of 318 amino acids. The record is from RefSeq and is a predicted model, not a curated record.
GUAGCAAUGGAGGCAUGCUCUGACUUUAGCCAGCAAGAACAGGCCUUGCCAGAGAAGCCCCAGAGAAGGAAAUGUUCAUGGUCCAUCCUGUCAGGCAUGAAGAGACUCUGUGUCUGUAGCCAAUCUGACACCUCGAUGGCAGACAGGGAUGAGGAGAGAACAAUUUCCUCACAAAGAAGGUGGAGGCACUUGUCCCGGAAGAAGAUAGCAGCUGAGAACCAGGUGGAGUCAGAGGAGGUGAAGCUGCAGGAGGAUACAGGGAAAGUUGAACUGGAUCCUACAGGGACGAAGAAGGAGGCGCAGUCGCAGGGAAGUGGGAAAAAGGCCCAGAAGAGCAGGAAGAAGGAAGAGCGCACUCCCACCCCCUCAUUACCAAGCAGCUCCCAUAUGACCAUGACCCCCGGGGAGCAGCUUCCCUCAGCCCAGCUCCAAGCCCUGCUAAUGAGAGCCGUGAAGGGUCUGACGACACCCACCCUGGAGCGAUUUCAAGCCGCCGAGGAAGAGCUGAGGACCAUCGUGUCUCUACACGGAGACAAGAUGGAGAGAGUUGGAGACGUCGUGGGACGACGUGGUUCUGAGCUGUGGCACACGCUGUCCUCGGACAGAUGUGCCAUUGAGCUGUGGAAGGCCCUGGGGGAAGAACCACAGCUCCCCAGGGAGGUGCUGCAGCAGCUGCUGGACAAGCUCCAGCAGAGACACCGGGAGGAGAAGAGCGGCAAUGUGUCUCUGGCUGCAAUGAGGACCAUUUACGAGGUCCUUUUCCUAUGGGGAUACCGAGAAGCCAUCCUGGAAAUGUAUCCCCAGAUGCUCAUCCUCUGCGUCAGGCAAGUGCAGUAUGUGAUGGAUCUGCACUUGCCAGGGACCUACAUGGCCAGCACGACAUCCAGCCCCGAGGAGGAUCCAGCUGCCUCAACCCCUAAGGUAAUGACUGAAAGGAAAGGAAGAACAGAUGUGCUCUGCUAA